Molecule: messenger RNA, 920 nt
Organism: Procambarus clarkii (red swamp crayfish)
Lineage: Eukaryota; Metazoa; Arthropoda; Malacostraca; Decapoda; Cambaridae
Gene: Chchd2
Product: Coiled-coil-helix-coiled-coil-helix domain containing 2
Biological process (GO): mitochondrion organization
Cellular component (GO): nucleus; mitochondrion
Source: RefSeq, a predicted model, not a curated record
GAUGUGAGGUAUAGUGAGGUGCGCGCGCCAUACUCUCCUGCUCUCCCUCGCCACACAUGCCCGCACCCUCACCACCCUCCCUCUACUUGACUCAUUUGUGGCCCCAGGAGAGCGUUUAACAAGAGUUAGUGGGUAGUAGAGCGAGGUGUUGUAGUAGAGGCAGCCACAGGUAGAGGAGAGCGGCCACACUGCCCCAAGAUGCCUCGACGAGGAGCGCCGGCCCCGAGACGACCUCCACCGCGUGCGGCUCCACCGCCGCCGCCACCACAUCGGGCAGCACCCCCACCACCUCCACCUGCUGCUGCUCCACCUCCAGCUGCAGGGGCUGCUCCGAAACAACCCGGACUCUUUGCACAGAUGGCUGCCACUGCUGGCGGUGUUGCUGUUGGAUCAGCUGUGGGUCAUGUGGUUGGUCAUGCAUUGACAAGCGGGGGAAGCAGUUCAGAUCAACCUGCUGCAGCUGCUGCUGCCCCAGCACAACCCCAGGGCUACCCACAGUACCAGGGUUACUCACAACAAUACCCAAUGCAGGGUGGCCCCUCGGAACCACAAGGACCAUGUGCUUGGGAGAUAAAACAGUUCCUGCAGUGUGCUCAAACACAGUCCGAUGUAUCCGUGUGCGAGGGUUUUAAUGAGGCGUUACGCCAGUGUAAAGCCCAACACAGCCAAAUGACUGCGUAGAGACAAAUUGUGCAACAUCACUGGAAUGUACAGCCAGUUACCAUGAGAAUGAAUAUUAUGAAAAUUGUACAGUUGUAGAAUAUCAAUUGUGUAAUGACUAAACAUGUACAUUGUGUUAGUGUAAGGUAUAGUUAAGAUAGUGAAGCAAGCAUGAUGUCUUCGCAAGUGUAAUGUUUGUCGUACAUUAUCUGGCACACAACUCGGGUUCUGUUAAGAAUAAAAUAUUUUAUAUAGCCUAA